This is a messenger RNA of Dendronephthya gigantea, 889 nucleotides long. RefSeq lists its product as uncharacterized. The transcript is spliced from 4 exons. Bases 218 to 871 code for a protein of 217 amino acids. The record is from RefSeq and is a predicted model, not a curated record. NCBI's taxonomy places the organism in Eukaryota, Metazoa, Cnidaria, Anthozoa, Malacalcyonacea, Nephtheidae.
UAAGUUUUUCGAAUCUACGUAUGGCUUGCAGAGCAGUUGCGCUCAAAAAUGUCUUCAAAAUCCAUUUUGUGUUGGGUACAACUUCAACAAAAAACAAAUAAAGGUAAACUGCCAGUUGACGCACACGUUUGAUCAUAUCUUUCAUGAUUGCAACACCAAUGACAAAGGCUGGAUAUUCUAUCAUCCUCUAACACCAAAAACAGUGCCAUGCAGUAAAAUGAAGCAUUGCAAAAAUGGUGGAAAGACGAUCAUUGAUCUUCGAGAUGGCCCGAGCUCUGAUCCUUACAGAUGUGAAUGCCCAAAAGGAUUCAAAGGAGAUACUUGUGAAAUUAGUGAUUUGGAUAGUUCAUUGAUAUUGUCUGCUGAACCAACCUUACGAAAAAAGUUAAUUGAUUGGGUUGGAUCAAGCAGAAAAUGGACGAUUUGUUGGCGGGCAACUAGAGACGGAUGGUCUGCCUCUUCGUUUCACACUAAUUGUGACCACAAGACGCCAACUUUAAUUAUUAUUAAAGUUGGUCGAUACAUCUUCGGAGGUUAUGCUAAUUCAUCGUGGGAAGGAAAUGGAGGAUGCAAACGAGCCCCGGGUUCGUUCAUUUUCUCAUUACGAAAUAAAGAAAGUCUCCCGCCUUUCAUAUCGCAACUGAAGCAGGGAAGAAAAGGGUAUGCAAUUCACACCAGCUCAAGCGUUGGACCAGUGUUUGGAAAUGGUCAUGAUAUUUGGAUAUCGAACAACGCUGCCUCGAAUUACGACUCUCAGACAAAUUUUAACGUCGGCUAUCAAGCUCCACCUGGCGUCAACGACACCAGAACCAUACUGGCGGGAAGUUUCAAUUUCUCUCCAUCUGAAAUUGAAGUAUACUACCUAUUGUAAGCUGAUUAGAUACUUAAA